AUACGAGGAAGUAAACAGUGUAUGGUAACGUUCAGCGUGCACUUACACAGGUCGGUUAGCUGGAUUCAGUGUCCAGCUAACCAUCUAAAGUUCAGAUAUGAACGGCCAGGCAGAAUUGGAUGUGGAUUACAAGCGCAAAUACAAAAACCUGAAGCGUAAACUGAAGUUUUUGGUCUAUGAGCAGGAAUGUUUUCAAGAGGAGUUGAGACGGACACAGAGAAAGCUGCUUAAAGUUUCCAGGGACAAAAGCUUCCUGCUGGACAGAUUGUUACAGUAUGAACGCGUGGACGAGGACUCUUCCGACUCGGAUGCCACAGCCUCCUCGGACAGCGAAGGAGACGGGCCCAGGGAGAGGGAAAGGGAGCCAGGAAAGAAGAGGAGGAGUCCUGGAGUUCCGACCCUCACGUCAUCGUCAUCCCCCCAUCUCUCUCUCCUCUCUCGCUCGGGGGCGACCUCUCUCCAGUCGUCCACAGCUUCGCAGUAUCUCAGCACGUUAGCCUUCCCUCCUGACUAUUUGGCUCCCUCUGCUGAGCGAGCGAAGAAAGAGAGAAAAGCAAAACCAUCCAAACAAAAGAAAGAGCCUGCAGGAAAGGUGGUAUCUGCCAUGGCAUCUAACUACCCAGCGGGCAGUGCCGCGGGCACGGGGUCGUCGGGCCCAUUCAGCUGGGUCCCGCGGCAGAUGCUGAGCGGGGACGCGGCCGAGGAGGAGGGCGAGAGCGAAGGUGAAAGCGAGGGAGGAGAGGAGGAGCGGGGGGAGGGAGAGGAAGCCGAGCUGGUCAUCGACAUUCCCAACGAGUGAGGUCUCACCCUCAGGCCUCCAGACCGGCCUGUUUACCCACCGCGCAGCCGCGUCAAAGUGUCGGUGGCUGUCUCCGUGCAAACAGACACUGGAAGUACACACAGGGCUAGGCAGUUUCAUUAGAACUGUAUUUGUUUUGUUUUUUAACCAUAUUACUUUAAUGUCAGUAAAAUUCAGUAAAAGUUUUGGAGAAGCCGUCCAAAGCCUGGGAGGAACACCUGGAGGAGCUUUCUUCAUACUGCAGCACCCAUGGUCCUACCUGUGCAACCACAUCAACAUGGCCUCUGUACAAGACAAACACCUGGCAUGCUAUGAUUUAAAAAAAUAUAUAUAUAUGUCUGUGGCUAAGUAGAGAAAUGUUGAAAGUGUUCUGGCCAGGUGUGUCCAGUGUCCAUCAGCGAGGGGUCUGUCCAGGUGAGCAGUCAAGCACCCUGGCAGUUCUUUCUGUCUUUGACAUCUAACAUUGUUUUUGAGUGGGGUGGGAUGUGAUGUGUUAAAAUAUAGUUUGCAGCUUUAUCUUUUUAUCACCAGUUCUAAAGGUGAAGAUGCUGUAAUAAUAAAGAAAUCUCAGUUUUUUUUUUGGUUUAAAAUUCUUUAUGAAAGCUGAAAGUCUAGUUGUCAAUAUAAGAUGAAGCCCAAAAUCCUGACAAACUCCACCUGUUUUGAAAUGUGAAGAGUUAAUACAAUAUCUGUCUGUAACGCGUCCUUGAGUCUGAGAACGGCACUAUAGAAAUAUAAAUGAUGAUGAUGGCGCCGAGCUUGCAAGUGCGUGACCUCUGUGUGACCUCUCCCCCAUGCUCUGCACUUGCAGCCCUCCCUAAAUCAUGAGUCACGUCCUUCUCUCGUUCUCCUCGUAAAGACUGAUCCGAAUUAGUGUUUGCUUUGAGCUUGUCUGAGUAAAUCCAGAUCGGUGCGCGUGACCCUGCAGUUCUGUAAUAGAAGCUGUAUUUCCUACUGCCUCUUAAACUACGCCAUGCCUACUUAACCCCAGCUGUUAGCAGCAUGUUGCGUGAUGGCCAGAGCUUCCAUCGGUGCUAAUGUCAUCUUUGUAUUUUGAAUUGAAAUAAUUUGAUUGUUGUGUUAUGGUUUUCCCCAGCGUUAACGUUUUAUUAAAGGGCUGUUUAACGAGUCUCAGAAGUGCACAAAAAAGCUGGUUUUAAGUCCUGUUUACUCUGUAUGUGUGUAUUGUAUCUCAUCGCGUCACUGGAAUUGUGUUAAGAGGGUGAACCACACGUACAUGUAGGCUCGUCGGUUACAGUCUCUCACACAGCCACACCUAUUUUACCUGUAAGUUCUUAAAGCCAAGCUUGAGCUUUUAGCUAUGCAGUGCAGUGUUACGAGACAUACUGUCCUCUGGCGCACUCGACACAUACCAAUAAAGAUUGGUCCCCCCCCUCUC
Molecule: messenger RNA, 2198 nt
Organism: Electrophorus electricus (electric eel)
Lineage: Eukaryota; Metazoa; Chordata; Actinopteri; Gymnotiformes; Gymnotidae
Gene: ino80e
Product: INO80 complex subunit E
Biological process (GO): chromatin remodeling
Cellular component (GO): Ino80 complex; nucleus
Source: RefSeq, a predicted model, not a curated record